Musca vetustissima is the source of this 1088-nucleotide messenger RNA. Its product is annotated as ribosome biogenesis regulatory protein homolog. Gene Ontology annotation, biological process: ribosomal large subunit export from nucleus; ribosome biogenesis; ribosomal large subunit biogenesis. Gene Ontology annotation, cellular component: nucleus; preribosome, large subunit precursor; nucleolus. Lineage: Eukaryota; Metazoa; Arthropoda; Insecta; Diptera; Muscidae. The transcript has 4 exons. Gene Ontology annotation, molecular function: protein binding. Bases 30 to 1070 code for a protein of 346 amino acids. The record is from RefSeq and is a predicted model, not a curated record.
AAACAAAUUAACAUAAAAUAUCCAUCAAAAUGGAUAUUGUCAAGGAAGUUUUAGAGAAACAACAGAGGGAGUUGGAAAAAUAUAAACCCAUUACCGUAGAAAAACAUUUGGAAUGUGAACUGGAUGUGGGUACAAUGUUGAUCACAGAUCCCAAUGAUUUGGAUGAACAUGAAAUGAAGGAGAACAGAGAAAACUAUUUGUUGAAUUUAACCCGUGACAAUACUCAACUUUUAAUAAACAGUAUUUGGGAAUUGCCAACAGAACGCGUUGAUGAAUGCAUUGUUGCCAAAUUGCCAGAUCCAGUAACGACACUACCUCGCCUGCGUAAGAUACCUGGACCCAAACCCAUGACUAAAUGGGAGAAAUUCGCCAAAGAAAAGGGUAUUACCAAAAAGAAUAAGGAGAAGAAGGUGUACGAUGAAACAUUGGAUAAAUGGGUUCCUACAUAUGGCUACAGACGUGCAGAUGCCGAAAAACAAAAGGAUUGGGUUUUGGAAGUUCCACAAAAUGUAGACCCCAUGGAAGAUAUGUUCCAGAAAAAGAUUGAUUUGCGCAAUGAGAAGGUGGCAAAGAAUGAAAUUCAACGUAUGAAGAAUAUUGUAAGAGCCAGAAAAGAGGAAGUACCACGCAGUGGUUAUUUGGGAGCAGAAGCUGCCACUUCCACUCAGUUGUUGACAGCAGUGACUGUGGCUAAAUCUUCAACAGCCUCUGUUGGUAAAUUCCAAAAUAAACUGCCUAAAGAAAAGGAGGCCCGUGGUAUCGGUGUAAAGGAACUCAUCCCUGGAUCCAAACGCAAGGCUUCCCAUGUCACUGAUACACCAGAAAAAGAAGCUAAUUUGGAUCUCAUUAAGAGUGUUUUGAAUAAGAAACCUAAAAUUGAUAUUGAAAAGGCAAUUUCCUUACAGAAACAUGAUGAGAGACUAGAACGCGAAGAAAAUCCUGAUCAGGGCAAAGGAAAGAAGGGUAAAAAGGGUAAGGGUAGUCGCAAAGCUGUGGGCAAGAAACCUAAAGGUGGUAGAGGCCAAAGAGCGCCCGGCAAAAAGCCUGCCAUUGGUCGCAAGAGAAGAUAAACCCCAUCGUCAGCUUUA